Messenger RNA from Phaeoacremonium minimum UCRPA7, 1848 nucleotides. RefSeq names its product putative nucleolar protein 12 protein. The coding region runs from base 1 to 1848 and encodes 615 amino acids. The record is from RefSeq and is a predicted model, not a curated record. The transcript is spliced from 4 exons. Gene Ontology annotation, molecular function: RNA binding. Lineage: Eukaryota; Fungi; Ascomycota; Sordariomycetes; Togniniales; Togniniaceae.
AUGCAACGAAGAGUCUUUCUCUUGUCUGCAAGCUUCGGAUUCGUCACAUCUGUCCGGGAGGGCGAGGUGGGCUGUGGGAGAAGCUCUAUCUUUUCCGUAUCCUCCAAAGCGGUCGACCCCGCGCUCGAUGCACUCUUCUCAGCAAGUGCCGGCCCUGUCAAGGCUCCAGAGAAAUCCCGUUAUGCCGAACUAGUUGCCUCUAGAUCAAAAAACCCUGCCAAAGCCGACGAAGCAGAUGAAGAGGUCGACGAUGAAGAGCUAAGUUCGUUAGGAAGCGACGCUGGCUCGGACCUUGAAGAUGAAAGCGAGGACGAGAAGGGCGAUGCCAGCGAAGCGUCCGGAGACUCAAAUGAGGACAGCUCAGAGGGUGAGGAUCAACAGGAGACUGUCUCAGAAUUGGCAGCCCACGCUAGGAGACAGGAGAAGAAACGGAAGAGGAAGCAGGACGAGCUAGACGAUUUGGAGGGCAAGUACCUGGACAAACUCGCUGACGACGAUGACACUCCCGUUAUCAAGCGACGAAAGGAGGAGACACAAGCCGCCGGUGAUGAAGUCAUAGUCCACGAGUCACUCCUGAAGAAGCCCGAAGAAGACUCAGACUCUGGCUCCGAGAUCGUCCACGAAUCUCUCAGCAAAGACUCCAAGGUGGACGAGAUUGAGAAGGCCGGCCGCACAGUGUUCCUCUCCAACGUCUCCGUUGAGGCCAUCACCUCGCGCAAAGCCAAGAAGGCUCUCCUCGCCCACCUCUCCUCCGUCCUCGACAGCUCCGCAUCCCCAGCCCAGAAAAUCGAGUCCAUCCGCUUUCGCUCCGUCGCCUUCUCCACAGCCGCCGUGCCCAAGCGCGCCGCAUACAUCAACAAGGAGGUCAUGGACGCAACCACAAAGUCGACCAACGCAUACGUCGUCUACAGCACCCCGGCCGCCGUCCGCGCGGCCGUCACCAAGCUGAACGGCACGACCGUGCUCGACCGCCAUCUGAGGGUAGACAGCGUAGCGCAUCCAUCAGAGGUGGACCACCGCCGAUGUGUGUUCGUAGGCAAUCUAGGCUUCGUGGACGACGAGACCGUCCUGAACGUCAAGAUCGAUGAGGAGGGCAAGGAGCAGACGGAGAAGCGCAAGCGGACGAAAGUGCCCAUGGACGUGGAGGAGGGCCUGUGGCGCCAGUUUGGCGAGCGUGCCGGCAAGGUUGAGAGCGUGCGAGUUGUCAGAGACUCGACUACGAGAGUUGGCAAGGGCAUUGCCUACGUGCAGUUCUACGACGCCAACUCAGUAGAAGCCGCCCUCCUCCUCAACGGCAAGAAGUUCCCGCCCAUGCUCCCCCGAGAGCUGCGCGUCAGCCGCUGCAAGGCCCCGUACAAGACCGCCCGCGCCAUGGAGAAGUCCAAGAAGGACAAGAUCAUCGCAGACGGGGGCAAGGGCAAGGCCAGCUUCAAAGACAGGAAGCCUCCCGCCGCGGCGCAGAAUGGCUACGUCCGCAAGCGCACCGCCGAGGAGCAGACGCUCGCCGGCCGCGCGGAGAAGCUGCUAGGCCGCUCGGCAGCAGGCCCGCUCCGGGAGAAGGAACGCCUGGCUGCAUCGGAGGCGGCGCGCGCGCGCAUUUCCAAGUCAGGGAAGUCUGGCAAGCGCGGCUCGACGGACUCGGCGCCGCCACGUGUCAACGGCAAGGGCUACGGGCGGUCGUCUGCUGGGCCGGCGGACAUCAAGACUCCCGAGGCUAUCGUCUUUGAGGGUCGUCGGGCCAGCUCGAGAGAUGGCAAGCCAAGGGACCUGAAGAUGGGCCGCAAGGGGUCGCACAAGAAGGGUGGUGUGCAGAAGAGGCCGUUCAAGGGAAAACGACCAGGCAAAUAG